This is a messenger RNA of Linum trigynum, 1793 nucleotides long. Lineage: Eukaryota; Viridiplantae; Streptophyta; Magnoliopsida; Malpighiales; Linaceae. The record is from the annotation of a GenBank genome assembly.
CCCACUUCCAUGGCUUCUUCAACUCCAUUGCUUCAUAGCUACUUACCCUUUUGGAUCUAACCCCAAUUUUCAUUUCUGCUCUUCAACAUCCACUGGCAUAGUUGGCGCCAUAGUUGGAACGAGUUCUUCGAUCCUGUUGUCGGCUUUCUUUCUUCACGCCUUCAAUGGAACCCGACGGCAAAUUUCCAGAAUUCCGGAGCAACCCAUUGGAGCUGAACCUAAUCUUCAUUGUGGGCUCCUACCAGUUCUUUUUUUAGGCAUUUAUCUUCCUCAGGAUUUGAUUAGAAAAGGGAGGGAGAGAAACCUUUUUUCCCGCCUCUUCCAUGUUUAUUAUGGUUUGGGAAUGGAUUACAGUAGGAGGGAUGGAAAUGUUGUCCAUGUAAUUCAAACCGUCCCGGAGUAUUGGAUUCCGAAACCUUCCGAUUCCAAUCCCGUCCCGGUCUGGGCAACUGAGGACGAAUACCGCGCCUGGGAUCAUCUGUCCGCCGACGGCGGCGAGCCUCCGAGCAAGAAGACGAAAGGAACUUCGUCAAAUUCAUCGAGUUCCUAGGUGCCGGAGCAGGCUUCGAAGAAGACGAUUGGGAAGAUGUUCUUCAAGACGAAGCUGUGCUGUAAGUUUCGGGCGGGGACUUGUCCUUACAUAACCAACUGUAACUUUGCUCACAACAUGGAGGAGCUUCGUCGCCCCCCGCCAAAUUGGCAGGAGAUAGUGGCGGCGCAGGGGGAGGAGAAAGGAGGGAAUAAUAUGGCAGCUGAGAUUAUUAGGGAGGAGUUUCAGAUUCCUUCCGUUGGUGGUGGAUUUGGAGCUGAGACGCAGAGGUCUUAUAAAGGUAGGCAUUGCAAGAAGUUCUAUACUGAGGAAGGAUGCCCUUAUGGAGAGAGUUGUACGUUUUUGCACGAUGAGCAUUCUAAGUAUAGGGAGAGUGUGGCGAUAAGCUUGGGGCCUGGAGGGUAUGGUGGAGGAGGAGGUGGCGGCGGCGGUGGUGGUAGUAGCAGCAUAGUUGUAGGAGGAGGUGGAGGAGGCGGAGGAGGGAGUGGAGAUAGCGGAGUUAUUGUGGUUGGAGGUAAUGGAAGUGGUGCUGCUGCGAACUUGAAGCCAUCAAAUUGGAAGACGAGGAUAUGUAACAAGUGGGAACUCACCGGGUAUUGCCCGUUUGGGAUCAAAUGCCAUUUUGCUCAUGGAUCUGCAGAGUUACAUCGGUAUGGAGGCGGGCUUGUGGAUUCAGAUGCCAAAGAUUCUCCUCCUUCCGCCGCUAGUGACUCGAAGACAGGAGUUGUGCCUCCCAAACCACCCCUCGACUCAGUGGUUGCUUUGAUGACUUCAGUCCCUCAUUCUGAUACAUAUCAUCACCUCGGAGUUCCAUCUCAAAGAUCAUCAUCUAUCCUUAUCCAGAGAUCCGGCCACAGAGCUCAUCAGAAAUGGAAGGGCCCAGAUAAAAUCAGCAGGAUAUACGGUGACUGGAUCGAUGAUAACGAAUGAAAGCACCCAACUUAUUAAUGUUAAUCUUGUAAGAAGUGUAGAUGGGUUAGCACAGAACACUGAAUCGGAAACUGGAAGCGCUGUUCGCUUGUCGUUGUAGAAGUGACCCUAUUGUGAUUGUGUUGUUGUACUUUGUAAUCUUGUAAGAAGUGUAGAUGGGUUAGCACAACUCCUGUAAGAAGUGUAUCUUAAUGCAAUUUUUAAGCGUUCUUGUUAUCCAAAAGCUCCAUAAUUUUCAAUGUCAUUUUUAUCAUUUAACAUUUUAAGUUAUUAAUUACAUUAAAAUAAAACUAAAUAAACAUGUAAAUGAAUC